This is a messenger RNA of Venustampulla echinocandica, 1068 nucleotides long. RefSeq lists its product as uncharacterized. The transcript is spliced from 4 exons. NCBI's taxonomy places the organism in Eukaryota, Fungi, Ascomycota, Leotiomycetes, Helotiales, Pleuroascaceae. The record is from RefSeq and is a predicted model, not a curated record. Bases 1 to 1068 code for a protein of 355 amino acids.
AUGGCGAAACCACUCCCCCGAGGCCUCGCCACGUCGCUGGAGAACAGCAAGGCGGAGUUUGUGCAGCUGGGCAAGAGCGGAUUACGAGUUUCGGUGCCAAUCUUCGGCACCAUGAGCAUUGGGAGUUCGAAGUGGGAGCCCUGGGUUAUCGACGAGGAUAAGGCCCUUCCCAUCCUCAAAGCUGCCUAUGACCGUGGAAUCAAUACCUGGGAUACGGCAAAUGUGUACAGUAAUGGGGUAUCUGAGGAACUGGUUGGCAAGGCGAUCAAGAAAUAUGAGAUUCCGAGACAUAAGAUUAUUGUCCUGACUAAGUGUUUUGGUGCCGUGGGUGAGGAGAUGGAUUUAAGAGGCAUCUUCCUUCCCAAGGAGAUGAGGGCUAGCAAGGAUUAUGUGAACACCUUUGGCCUCUCCCGUCAAGCCAUCUUCAACCAGGUCGACGCCUCCCUGAAGCGCCUGGACGUUGACUUCAUCGACCUACUUCAAAUCCACCGAUAUGACAACGAAACGCCAAUCGAGGAGACGAUGGAGGCUCUGCAUGAUCUGGUCAAGAGCGGGAAGGUUAGGUAUAUCGGUGCCUCGAGUAUGUGGGCGACGCAGUUCGCACAGAUGCAGUUCGUUGCUGAGAAGAAUGGCUGGACCAAGUUUAUUAGCAUGCAGAACCACUAUAACUUGCUGUAUCGGGAGGAAGAGAGGGAGAUGAUCCGGUUCUGUAACGCGACCGGUGUGGGAUUAAUUCCGUGGGCACCACUCUGCCGCGGCCAUCUCGCCCGGCCCGUUGAGGCGCUAGGAAGCACAACCAGGAGCAAGCCAGAAGCGGAGGGAGGACUCAGCAAAGAAGAUACCGAAACCAUCAAGCGCGUGCAGGAGCUGGCUGAGAAGAAGGGCUGGAAGAUGAGCCAGGUGGCAUUGGCCUGGAUCAAGACGCGGGUUAGCAGCCCGAUCAUUGGGUUCAGCAGCGUGGAUCGAAUUGAUGAGGCUGUUGAUCUGAAGGGCAAGACGCUGACGGCGGAGGAACAGACGUAUCUAGAGGAGUUGUAUGUGCCCAAGGCUAUUUCAGGGCAUCGCUAG